CAAGACCAUGAUGCCACAAGCCUAUAACUCGUUUCUCUGAUAGUCUGACUAGAGUGUGCUAGGGUUUUCUUAAGGAAAAUGGUCUUUUGGAUCCUGGAUUCUUGAAUCAAUGUUUGUCUGAAAAUGAAUCCGAUUAUUAAAUAGUCGAUUAUUGCGAUUUAGUUCUAUGGUUGAAUUGAUUCGUUCGACCUUCUUUUGUGUGUAUAUAUACGUACACAUAAACAAAUCAUGCAUUUGAUUGUAAAACCUUUUAAUGUCAUCACACGAUUUUGAGAUUUGAGAGAGAGAGCAAGAGGGAAAUUAUCAUUAAAUAGAGGGAAAAAAUGAGCGGGAGUUUGAGUUCGGGUUACAAAGAGUAUAUGGCGGGUAUGUUUGCGGGUGUUGCCACUGUCAUCGUUGGUCACCCAUUUGACACCGUGAAGGUUAAGCUCCAAAAACACAACACAGAAGCAAAUGGAGUGAGGUACAAAAAUGGUUUUCAUUGUACUGCGAGAAUACUAAAGACUGAAGGAGUGAAAGGGCUUUACCGCGGUGCAACACCUUCUUUCCUGGGAAUGGCCUUUGAAAGCUCACUUGCCUUUGGAAUUUACUCUCAGACAAAGCAGUUUCUGCAGGUAGGAUCACAUAGCAAACAGCCACAGUUUAGUGUAAUAUUUCCCUCUGGGGCUUUUGCCGGAGCCAUUAUUAGCUUUAUACUAUGCCCGUCAGAGUUGGUAAAGUGUAGGAUGCAAGUUCAAGGCGCUGACUCUUUGCUUCCAGGCUCCAGGAGAUAUGCUGGUCCUCUUGAUUGUGCCCUGGAAACAGUAAAAAAUGAAAGGCUUACAGGCUUAUUUCGAGGAGGAUUCACAACCUUCUUAAGAGAAUCUAUGGGAAAUGCAGUCUUUUUCAGCACAUACGAGCAUGUACGCUAUCACAUGCACCGAAAAUUAAGAGAUUCUUCAUCUGGUGUAACUGGUUUGGUGGACAUGGGAAUUGGGAUUGUUAGUGGUGGCCUUGGCGGCAUAGCAUGUUGGUCUGCUGUUCUGCCAUUGGAUGUGGCAAAAACCAAAAUUCAAACUGCUCCUGACAGAAACCAUACAAGAAAUCCUUUUCGGAUUUUAAAAUCUAUUUACAGGAGGUCUGGACUUAAAGGAUGCUAUACAGGUCUUGGUCCCACUGUAGUUAGGGCAUUUCCUGCUAAUGCUGCUGCAAUUGUCACAUGGGAGAUGGCUGUGAAAAUGUUGGGAAUCCGCCAUGACUAAACCUAUUUCUCUUGUCGUGGACCUAACUUUGCUAAUGGUUCUUGGCUGGCAAAUUGAUGAUUCCACUGGAACUGUACUGAAUGAUGCAAUUAAUUUGAUUAGAAGGUGUCAGAAGAUGAGACAAACAGAAGUCUAGUUGAAGUCCCUAGAGACAUGGCUCAUAGACGAACGCUAUCAAUUUUAAGGUAAUGCUGGAUUGUUUUCAUUUUUGGAUUGGCUAAGAAUUGUUUAAGCAUUUUAAGCAGGUUUCAUAUAGCUUAUUCCCACGAUUAAUUGCCUGUCUUUGUGGGUAUAGUCUUCAUCGGAGGAGUCUAUUUAUAUGUUGUCACUUAGUGAAAAAGGGUCAGCGCUAUGGCCCCCGAUCCAAAAUUGACCAUGGACAUUUCAUAGCCUAGUUAAAUUUUAAGAUACGUCCAUUUUGUUCAAGCUUCAUAUUUUGCUAAAACUUAAACUGUAUUGGUUAUUUGAUUAUUUCUUUCUGUUGGGAUUGAA
Olea europaea var. sylvestris is the source of this 1733-nucleotide messenger RNA. Its product is annotated as mitochondrial arginine transporter BAC1. The transcript has 8 exons. Bases 324 to 1241 code for a protein of 305 amino acids. The record is from RefSeq and is a predicted model, not a curated record. Gene Ontology annotation, biological process: mitochondrial L-ornithine transmembrane transport. Gene Ontology annotation, molecular function: L-ornithine transmembrane transporter activity. Lineage: Eukaryota; Viridiplantae; Streptophyta; Magnoliopsida; Lamiales; Oleaceae.